This is a messenger RNA of Engraulis encrasicolus (European anchovy), 1690 nucleotides long. It is a transcript of the gene cd226, whose product is annotated as CD226 molecule. The transcript is spliced from 5 exons. Gene Ontology annotation, cellular component: external side of plasma membrane. Gene Ontology annotation, biological process: positive regulation of natural killer cell mediated cytotoxicity directed against tumor cell target; positive regulation of type II interferon production; positive regulation of Fc receptor mediated stimulatory signaling pathway. NCBI's taxonomy places the organism in Eukaryota, Metazoa, Chordata, Actinopteri, Clupeiformes, Engraulidae. Bases 47 to 1084 code for a protein of 345 amino acids. Gene Ontology annotation, molecular function: serine-type endopeptidase inhibitor activity. The record is from RefSeq and is a predicted model, not a curated record.
CAGUCCUCUUCUCAAUGCUGUAUUCAUUCCUGCUCAGAGGACUGAGAUGGAGGCUGUACAAAAGGAUAACUGGUACUCGCUGGCACUGUUGACUUUUCUCAUUUUUCUUAAAGCAUCACUUCAGGACCGAGGUGAGACCGUGACCCUUGCAGAUGGGAUGGUUUUGGACUGCAUGUGUCCCUGGAAUGGGAACCUUAGCAUGGUGUCCUGGACCAAAGUGCCAGACAAGACAGCCUUGGCCAUCUUCCAUCCCAGCUACGGGACGACGUUCGGAGACGGCUACGACGAGAGGCUGAUGUUCCUGAGGAAAUCCACUAUGGACGGAAGCAUCUCUUUUGGCAAUGUCACAGAGCAAGACGCCGGGCUGUACCGCUGCUCAAUGCAGACCUUCCCUUUGGGAACGUGGACUAGGGAUGUCAGAGUGAUCAAAGAGAGCCAUUCCCCCUACGUGGAGUUGGACUUCAGCGAGGGGGAAAAUCUGACCAUCGUCUGCCCCCACCACAACUACAGCGUAAUGCACGCCCUCAUCAAGAAGGAUGAGAACGAGACCGUGGGCAGGUGUACCAUGCAGGCCGGGGCCUUGGUGGCAGAGGACCUGCACGAGGGGAUCCAGAUGAACUGCGCCGACCCCAUCCUGGGCGUGACCUUUGACCUGAACAACGUGGCCGAGUCCGACCAGGGCCUGUACCAGUGUCUGCUGACCACCGAGGACGGAGUGGAGAUCACCAACUACCUGCUGACCGUCCGCCACGAAGAUGCAUCUUACACACACCACCCAGAGGAAGCGGCUGUGUACCCGAUACUGACACACGCACAGGUUUUAGAAGAUCCAGAUCCAGCUGAGGCAACAGACAUUACUGAAGCACCUCAUUCAGAUACUGAGGACAGUGAGCCUCCUUCUUCUGGCAAGUAUAAUUCAUCAUCAUCAUCAUCAUCCAUCAUCCAACAUCCUCAUCAUCAUCCAUCACCAUCAUCAUCAUCUUCGGGUGCAGCGGUGUCAUCUGCCUGUUUGGGGGGAAAUGGAAAACAGAUACAUUAUUUGUUGCAGAUGACAGGACGCUUGAAAAGAAGGCACAAAUUAUAAUUGCUUGCUAGGAAAGGCCUACUUCUACUUCUCUGUUAAAUUAAGUGAGUUACAAGCCAAGAGGUAAGCAUUUAAAUAUAAUUUCUCUCAUAGUCUGUAAUACUCAAUCUGUCUCACUCUUCGAGUAGAGAGAGUUGUCCAUAAGCUAUUGAAGGAUGAAGAGCAAACACGGGUGUCUAAAUAAUUUUAAAAAGUAAUCAAUUACUGAAAGAUCUCUAAUAAUCUGUAAUAUGUAAUAAUAGAAUUAAGUAAGCAUUCUAGUUUGAUCUCCGCUUCUGUUUCACCACCAAAGCAUUUUGUCACCACCUAGACAUUUCUUCAAACAUCAUCAAACACGGCUAUUCUCAUCAUCAUCAUCAUCAUCAUCAUCAUCAUCAUCAUCAUCAUCAUCAUCGUGAUCGUGAUCGUCAUUGUCACCAUAAUUGUCAUCAUCAGCAGUCAGCCUCGACUGGAGUAAUUCUUCUCGUCCCCCUGUCCUCCAUCACAUUAUGGUUCCUUAAUCCAUCCUUUGUUAUGCUGCGCCUAACCAUUGUUCACAAGGAUGUGAUAUGAAUAUGCAGACUACUGUCAUUUUUACCCCUUGGAAAUCCAGCUCCAACUGGGAGA